This is a messenger RNA of Perca fluviatilis (European perch), 1893 nucleotides long. RefSeq names its product macrophage immunometabolism regulator (gene macir). The transcript is spliced from 3 exons. Gene Ontology annotation, biological process: negative regulation of cytokine production involved in inflammatory response; negative regulation of fibroblast migration. Lineage: Eukaryota; Metazoa; Chordata; Actinopteri; Perciformes; Percidae. The coding region runs from base 966 to 1619 and encodes 217 amino acids. The record is from RefSeq and is a predicted model, not a curated record.
GCCGUGGUCCCUGGGUCCUGUUGCUCUGCUUGGGAGUGUCAUUGUGGCUGUUGUUGACCUGGCUCCCAGCCAGCCCAGUUCCAUUCAGCCAUCUGGAAUUGUGCUUGGGGUGGCCCUGUCGGUGGUCCCUGCAGUGGCUGGUAUGGACCCCUUUGCUGGUAACCCCUUCCCCCCUGUGACUGACCCCCAUUUAGCGGACACUCCCUAGACCAGUGUCCCAUCUGACCGCAGACAAAGCAGGCUCCUGGAGUUCCCCCUCGGGGCGGGCCUCCCCGCCCCCUCCCUGGUCUCCCUCCUCCUCUCCCAUAUCCCCUCCCACUAUUUUGUUGCCAUUGGGGAGGACCCCACCUAUAGGGUGGGGGUUGGGCAUAGGAUUGUGGUUGUGUGUGUGGAGGGGCUGGGAUCCAGUCAGGAAUGGGGAAAAGGUCAGGAGUGGGGGGCCCUGCAGUUAAAGCCAUGACAUGUCUGCCUUUUUUGUCCUUGUCUUUCUUUCCCUCAUUAAUCUUUUGCCUAGCCUCAGCUAAUUGCAUUUUGAGCAGUUGAGCCUGAAGCUCUUUAAGGCCAGAUUCCUCUGUGUCUUGGUUGUCUUGAGCGCGUGUCAUGUGGAAAAUUAUGUGGCGUUCCCACUUACUGGAGUCUGCACCAAUCAUGUCUGGAUUUUCCUCAAUAGCCUGUUUAACUGGUUCUGGAACUCCCUUAAGCACCGCAGUUCUGUACCACUCUUGCUGUACUACUGGUUUACCAGGGUGACAACCUGUCUGAUUUAUCCAUUUUUCUUUGCAAUAGUCUAGGAAAUCCCUAGGGUUUUGUUUAGCGUCCCAUUUGAAUUUAGGGAUGGCAGCAGCCUUGGAAAUGGGAUAUCUGUCCCUCAGAUGUUUGCCUAUAGCAGUGGAUACGCGGGUGAAGGGGACGGAAUCUGCCAGGUGGAUCUGUGCAUUUAGUAAUUUCUCCCUGAUCGUCAGGAUAUGUCUGUAAGGAUGGAGAUGGAUAUCAAUGGAGUCUCAAGGGCACACGUCUCCAUUCUUCCUGCAGCUGAGAUCAAAGCCGCAUUGAAACCAGAAGCAGAAAGACCUCGCUGUGCCAGCACCCCAUGUUCUCCUAUCAGAGGUACUGUUGCAGGAUACCAGAUCCUCCACAUGGACUCAAACUAUCUGGUGGGCUUCACCACUGGUGAGGAGCUGCUCAAACUGGCCCAUCAGUGGUCAGAAGGCACUCCAGAGAAGGGUUCUGUAUCAGAAGCUGUGUCAAGCUCCAUCCAGAGCACUGUCCCAAAGUCUGUGGACUUGGGCCUCCACCGUUCUUCACGAAUCUGCAAAGGCAAAAGUCGCUACUACCAACCCUACGACAUUCCUGCUGCCAAUGGGCGGAGACGGAGGCGUAUGCCAAGCUCGAGUGACACCUUUCUCAGGUCCCUGACCCACGGGGAGCCUGGGAAGGGUCUUCAUACUCCACUACCCCGCUGUCUGCUUAAAGGGAAGAGGGCCCAGUCCAAGUCUCUGGACUACCUUAAUCUGGACAAAAUAAGCAUCAAAGAGUCAUCAGACACUGAGGUGUUACAGUACCAACUGCAGCACCUUACCCUGCGAGGGGAACGCAUGUUUUCCAGAAACAAGACAUGAAAGCACAGUGGGAGGCCCUUUUUAGUCAUCUUUCACCUGUUUGGGGAUUUAGGUGCUAUUUCCAGCUUGGUUUCUUUCUACUCAUAUUACAAACUGUUCUUUAAGAAGGCAGUCUGAUUAUCUUAUUAUAUUAUUAACUGGGGGUUUUACCUUGUACUGUACACAUAACAUGAAGAAAAUCCUUACAUCACUCCUCACAUUGUAAUGAGGUUGUUGAAGUUAAAAGAUGUGAAUAAUUUAACUUAGCAAUAACUGGUAAACUUAUUUAUUGACA